AUGGCUGGUCCCUGGAUUGUGGAGGUCAACCAGUGUCUGAACACUACCACACCCCACAAUCACUUCACCAUUAAGGGCCUCAGCAGCGAGGCUGUGUACUUCCUCCAGCGGGUGAUACCCCAGCGCGGCCUCCUAAAACGACCCGGCCAACUCCCCCUCCGCUGCAACGAUGUGACCUCAUCGUUCGAGUCCAACGUUCCAUCCGGUGUCAGUGGCUAUGAGUGGAAGUCCAUCAGCAUCACUGAGUACCCUUACUCUGGGCAACUGGUGUGGUGUCUGGGCCAGUAUAGCCUGCCCAUCCAGGCAUACAAGCACUAUGUAGACGGUGCCAAGCAAGACGGUCUCUUCUUGGGCGCACACAAUGUCUCAACUUGGGGCUUGAAGUUGCAGUAUGGAUCUGCUAGCAGCGGUGGUUAG
Molecule: messenger RNA, 417 nt
Organism: Penicillium canariense
Lineage: Eukaryota; Fungi; Ascomycota; Eurotiomycetes; Eurotiales; Aspergillaceae
Exons: 2
Coding region: 1-417 (138 amino acids)
Source: RefSeq, a predicted model, not a curated record